AGACAAAAAUCUCACAACCUCUUGGCUUAUAGCAAUUGAUAAAUUAUCAUAUCUCAAUCAUGGCUCAAGCUCUCCAAACCACCAUUAUCAUAUCCGUAAUAGCCUUGUCCCUGUUAAACCUCACCGUUAAUGGUAGUAAGUACAAAAACCCUUUUCUCAAACACCUAGGGCUACUUAACAAGAAGGAACAGCUGACACAUCUCCACUUUUACUUCCACGACAUCGUCAGCGGUCCAAACCCUACAGCCCUCCAAGUGGCGUCGGCAAAAACAUCGAACACGUCAUCGACAGGCUUCGGCGUCGUGGUGGUCAUCGACGAUCCCUUGACCGAGGGCCCAGAGCCCAACUCCAAGGCAGUGGGAAGAGCACAGGGAAUCUACGCCUCGGCCUCCCAAUCCGAUGUGGGAUUACUUAUGGUUUUGAAUUAUGUUUUCACGGAAGGUAAGUUUAACGGCAGCACACUCAGCAUCUUGGGACGUAACGCCGUGUUCUCCGCCGUUAGAGAGAUGCCCAUCGUUGGUGGAACCGGGCUUUUCCGGUUUGCUAGAGGCUAUGCUCAGGCCAAGACACAUACAUUUAAUCUUACUUCUGGUGAUGCUGUUGUUGAGUAUAAUGUAUAUGUUUUGCAUUACUAGGUAAUUAAGGUAUAUAUAGCUAGGCCCCAGUUAAUGUAUUCGGUUCAUCUUUUAUUUUCUUUAUUUUAAUUAUUGUAAUAUUAGAAUAUAAAUUUAUAAUUUAUGCCUUUAUAUAUUAAUAAUAAGAUUAAUAAUGAUUUUUCAUUGGUUUGUA
This is a messenger RNA of Cannabis sativa, 789 nucleotides long. Its product is annotated as dirigent protein 21. The coding region runs from base 60 to 635 and encodes 191 amino acids. The record is from RefSeq and is a predicted model, not a curated record. NCBI's taxonomy places the organism in Eukaryota, Viridiplantae, Streptophyta, Magnoliopsida, Rosales, Cannabaceae. The transcript has a single exon.